AUGAUGGAUUUGAUGGGGAUGAUGAUGAUGAUGGAGAUGAUGGAGAUGAUAGGGGUGAUGGGGAUGAAGGGGCUGAUGGAGAUGAUGGAGAUGAUGGGGGUGAUGGGGAUGAAGAGGGUGAUGGGAGAUGAUGGGGAUGAUGGGGGUGAUGGGGAUGAUGGGGGUGAUGGGGGUGAUGGAGAUGAUGGAGAUGAUGGAGAUUAUGGGGGUGAUGGGGAUUAUGGGGAUGAUGGAGUUGAUGGAGAUGAUGGAGAUGAUGGGUGUGAUGGGGAUGAUGGAGAUGAUGAAGAUGAUGGAGAUGAUAGGGAUGAUGGGGAUGAUGGGGUUGAUGGGGAUGAAGGGGGUGAUGGGGAUGAUGGAGAUGAUGGAGGAGAUGUGGAUGAUUGGGGUCAUGGGGAUGAUGAUGAUGGGGAUGAGGAGAAUGAUGUGGAUGAUGAGGAUGAUGGGUGUGAUGGGGAUGAUGGAGAUGAUGGAGAUGAUGGAGAUGAUGGGGUGAUGGGGAUGAUGGGGGUGAUAUAUGGAUGUAAUGGAGAUGAUGGAAAUGAUUGGUGUGAUGGGGAUGAUGGAGAUGAUGGAGAUGAUGGGGAUGAGGGGGGUGAUGUGGAUGAUGGAGACGAUGUGGAUGAUGUGGAUGAUGUGGAUGAUGGAGAUGAUGAAGAUGAUGGGGAAGAUUGGUGUGAUGGGGAUAAAGGGGGUAAUGGGGAUGAAGGGCAUGAUGGGGGUGAUGUGGAUGAUGGGGAUGAUGGAGAUGAUGGGGAUGAUGGGUAUGAUGGAGAUGAUGGGGAUGAAUGGGGAGAUGGGGAUGAUAUGGAUGAUGGAGAUGAUGGAGAUGAUGGGGAUGAUGGAGAUGAUGGAGAUGCUUGGGAUGAUGGGGGUGUAUUGAGGAUGGGGUUAAUGUGGAUGAUGGGGAUGACGGGGGUGAUAGGGAUGAUGGAACUGAUAAGGGAUGAUAGGGGUGAUGGGGAUGUAGAGGGUGAUGGGGAUGAAGGGGGUGAUGGAGAUGAUGGAAAUGAUUGGUGUGAUGGGGAUGAUGGAGUUGAUGGAUAUGAUGGGUAUGAUGGGGGUGAUGGGGAUGAAGGGGGUGAUGGAGAUGAUGGAGGUGAUGGGGAUGACGUGGAUGAAGGGGGUGAUGGGAAUGAUGGAGAUGAUGGGAAUGAAGGGGGUGAUAGGGCUGAUGGGGAUGUGGAGAUGAUGGUGAUGAAGGGAGUGAUGGGGAUGAUGGGUGAUGGAGAUAAUGAAGAUCAUGGGGAUGAUGGAUAUGAUGGGGAUGAUGGGGGUAAUGGGGAUGACGUGGAUGAAGGGGGUGACGGGAAUGAUGGAGAUGAUGGGAAUGAAGGGGGUGAUAGGGCUGAUGGGGAUGUGGAGAUGAUGGUGAUGAUGGGGAUGAUUGGGUUGAUUGGGUUGAUGGGGGUGAUGGGGAUGAUGGGUGUGAUGGAGAUGAUGGGGAUGAGGGGGGUGAUGUGGAUGAUGGAGACGAUGGGGAUGAAGGGGGUGAUGGGGAAGAUUGGUGUGAUGGGAAUGAAGGGGGUGAUGGGGAUGAAGGGGAUGAUGGGUGUGAUGGAGAUGAUGGGGAUGAUGGGGGUCAUGGAGAUGAUGGGGAUGAAGGGGGUGAUAGGGAUUAUGGGAUUGAAUUGA
Danaus chrysippus (African queen) is the source of this 1635-nucleotide messenger RNA. NCBI's taxonomy places the organism in Eukaryota, Metazoa, Arthropoda, Insecta, Lepidoptera, Nymphalidae. The record is from the annotation of a GenBank genome assembly.